AGGUUUUGGAUAAGGGAAGGCAUAUUUUACGAAUCGGCAACACAAUACAGCGGCGCAUUAUUGAUACCCACACAACAUCACUUGGCUUCUUUUUUUAUCAUUUUAUAUGAUACACAACAUCACAUUAUUUUCGUUGUCUAUAUUUAUACCGAUAAUCUCUCUUCACCAUUAUCAUGCAACAAUAGAAGAGAAUCUCAAAACGCCCGACGGGAUAGGACGCAUGAAUAAGAGAGAUCCUUCGAAUCUCGAGGCUUGUAUGGGUGGUUGUGGCGGAAGCUGCCGUCAUUCAAUCAAUCAGAACAUGUAUAGGUACUCUGUAUCUGAGACAUGGGGGCGAAGCACGAAUUUAUGUGCCCGCACAACGAUAAUAGAAUUCAUGUAUAUAAUUUUUACAGCCUGCCUCGCUGAGAGGGCUUAGUACUUAAUGUAUAGACGAGCCUGCCGGAUCGAUAUAAAAAUACAAUCCGAUGCUACAUUUAUCAUAUCGUCUUGCAUAUGGUGAAUCG
Messenger RNA from Annulohypoxylon maeteangense, 506 nucleotides. RefSeq lists its product as uncharacterized. Bases 107 to 418 code for a protein of 103 amino acids. The transcript has a single exon. NCBI's taxonomy places the organism in Eukaryota, Fungi, Ascomycota, Sordariomycetes, Xylariales, Hypoxylaceae. The record is from RefSeq and is a predicted model, not a curated record.